UUGUGGGUCCCUCCCAACUCAGGGUCUUCUGUGAUUCCGUGAUUCUCUAAACACACUUGUGGCACUGGAAGGGGGAUUAAAAUAAGCAGAAAACCUGUGUUUGUGCCACACACAUGCUUUGACUUUGCAGGGUGAGACAAGCUGGCCUGGGGUCUUCUCAUACAGCUCAUGGGUGUGUUGUGACACUUGAAUUAAGUCGAAAUAAAGAAAACCAACCUUCCCACGAUGGAGCUUCUCUGCUGGAAGCAGCUGGGAUGGAUACAGGAGUGGAACCCAUCAAGGCAAGCAGAGUGAGCUUAGGAAAACAUAUUGCUUUGGCCUUUUUCUGUUUAUAUCUUAAUGCUCCCCCCAGGUCCUGCAGCAUUAAAAUCUUGGUUUAGAUUGUAAAACAAACAGAAGGAAACCAAGAGAACGGGUCUUUAAAGAGCUGAGAUGGAGGAAAGGAUGAAGAUAAACAGAAAAAUCAAUGUUAUCAGCAACCCACAAACCAAUUUUCAAAUGCAUGUGUUGAGUAGGGCAAGCAAUCUGAGUCCUGUAGCAGCACAAAUCAUUACCUACAGAAAAAGAGGAGGAAGAAGAGGGCAGGGAAGCAAUAUCCAAGGAUUUGAGUAACGUACAGGCACUUUAAAUAACUACCUGAAAGUUAGUGAUACCGUAUGGCUGCAUGACUUCUAAGAAUAAAAAGGUAAACAGUAAUGUAGUGACCUGAUUCUUUCUGGUUUUUUUAAAUAUAAAUGUUGAACUAAAACGUAAUUUCUGCACUGUGCUGUCAUUACUCUGCAAUACCUGUGAGUUGCUGCCCUGUGUGUGGGUGUUGCCAGCAUAAGUCCCAUCCCUUGGAUCCAUCCUGCUGGUUCUAAGACUUUUCAAGCUGACAAGAAAUAUUCCAGCAUUCUUGGCUCCUUGGAGGUUUUCCCAGUGUGCCUUCAGAUCCUCCAAAUCGGAACUCAAGCCGAAUCUUUCCAGUGAUGGAGUUGUCUGUGCUCCACUUCACACAUUCACUGAAGAGGAGACAAUGCUGAAGAACAUGGUGACAAAAUUUGCUCAGGAACGGGUGGCACCUUUCGUGCAACAAAUGGAUGAGAACUCGAAAAUGGAGGACUCCAUAAUACAGGGAUUGUUUGAACAAGGGCUGAUGAGUAUUGAGCUUGGGGAAGAAUAUGGAGGAACUGGAGCUUCAUUUUUUUCAACCAUAUUGGCAGUAGAAGAAUUGGCCAAAGUUGAUCCAGCUGUGUCUCUUUUAUGUGAACUCCAAAACACACUAACAAAUAAAUUGUUUACCACAUAUGGAACAGAAGAACAAAAGAGAACUUACCUGCCCAGAGUGGCUAAAGACACAAUAGGCAGUUUCUGUCUUUCAGAGGCUGGGUCUGGCAGUGAUGCCUUUUCUUUGAAGACACGGGCUGAGAAGAAAGGAGACUACUAUGUUAUCAAUGGCUCCAAGAUGUGGAUUAGCUUAGCAGAACAUGCAGGAGUUUUCUUUGUGAUGGCAAAUGCAGAUCCAUCCUCAGGAUACAGGGGAAUUACGUGCUUCGUAGUGGAUCGUGACACAGAGGGACUGCACGUGGGGAAGAAGGAGGACAAGCUGGGAAUCAGAGCAUCUUCUACCUGCCCAGUGACUUUUGACAACGUGAAGGUUCCUGAGACCAAUAUCCUGGGACAGGUUGGACAAGGCUAUAAGUAUGCCAUUGGAUUGCUCAAUACUGGCAGGAUAGGGAUUGCUGCACAGAUGUUAGGACUGGCACAGGGGUGUUUUGACCACACAGUUCCAUAUACAAAAGAGAGAGUCCAGUUUGGGAAAAGUGUCUUCGAUUUCCAGGGGAUGCAGCACCAGAUCGCCCAGGUGGCCACGCAGCUGGAGGCGGCGCGGCUGCUCACCUACAACGCGGCGCGGCUCGCCGAGACCGGCCGGCCUGUCAUCAAGGAGGCCAGCAUGGCCAAGUACUACGCUGCUGAGGUUGCAACACUGACAACUAGUAAAUGUAUCGAAUGGAUGGGAGGUGUUGGAUUCACAAAAAAUUACCCAAUAGAAAAGUAUUAUCGUGACUGCAAGAUAGGUACAAUAUAUGAAGGAACCUCAAAUAUCCAGUUGAGCACCAUUGCAAAAAUCUUAGCACAGGAAUACUGAAACCAUGAGGACUACCUUGACUGUUAAAGGAAAUUAUUGCCCUGAACACUCAUUGUGAAUUACCCAUUUAUUUGUAAAUACAAAAAGCAUUAAUGACAUCAUAAAUAAGAAUACAUCAUCGCAGAUGAAGUCCUAGGGAAAACCAUGAAUUCCCCAUUUCAGGACAGUGAGUAAUUCACGUGAAAUCCUGAAUUCCACGUUCAGAUCCAAAGUAUGGGGUUUAAGUAUUUCUUUCUGCCUGAGAGACUUCCAGGAUAAUUCCUUGGAUUUAGUUACUUCAGGUUAUGCAGGCAGUGCAUCUCCACUUGGGGAUUUCAAAGUGAAAACAAAGGAAGCCAAAUCCUUGGCAUAACUGAUGGAGAGGUUCUGUUAAGCCACCUGGGAGGAAGGGCUCUACAGGAGAGAGAGGAGCAGUGGUUUCCUC
Neopelma chrysocephalum (saffron-crested tyrant-manakin) is the source of this 2552-nucleotide messenger RNA. It is a transcript of the gene ACADSB, whose product is annotated as acyl-CoA dehydrogenase short/branched chain. The transcript has 11 exons. NCBI's taxonomy places the organism in Eukaryota, Metazoa, Chordata, Aves, Passeriformes, Pipridae. Gene Ontology annotation, molecular function: acyl-CoA dehydrogenase activity; flavin adenine dinucleotide binding. Gene Ontology annotation, cellular component: mitochondrion. Bases 1016 to 2128 code for a protein of 370 amino acids. The record is from RefSeq and is a predicted model, not a curated record.